AUGAGGAGAAUCUAUGUCAUAUCUACUGACAUUAUUCACUCUAAAACUUGCCAUAUCCAUUUUAUGUAUGGUGAACCUAACAGUAGCUUGAGACAUGCUUUUUGGGAACAACAAUGCCAACAGUCUAAUGCUCCCUUAGAUGAACCAGUUUUCUUCAUAGGUGAUUUUAAUGCUCUUCUAGGAACUGAAGAUAAAAAUGGUGGGUUAGAAGUUGAUGACUCUGAUUUCUCAAAUCUUAGGAAUUUUUGUUUUAUUUUCAAUUUGCAUGAUCCAGGUUUCUCUGGUCCUAGAUUUACUUGGUCCAAUAUGCAACAGGGUCCUGACUUAAUUCUUGAAAGAUUAUAUAGAUGUCUUAUCAACCAAGCUGCUGAGGAUUUAUGCCCCAAACUUUGUGUUAACAAUCUUCCUAGAGACUCUUCUGAUCAUUGUCCCAUGCAUAUUGGUUUCAAUUAUGAGGACAUUUGUAUUCCUAGGCCUUUCCACUUCAUGGCUAUGUGGAUGGAAGAUCCAACCUGUCUUAGGGACUGGAAUAAAAAUUCUUUUGGUAAUAUUCAAACUAAUAUAUCUACCAUUAGGAAAGAGUUGGCAGAGGUCCAAAUUUCUAAUCCAACAGAUACUAGUACUACUUCCAGGCUCAAGGCUAGACUGGAAUAUCUCUACAACUUAGAGGAACUAUAUUGGGAGGAUAAAUCUAGGGAGGUUUUGCUCAUGGAAGGUGACAGAAAUUCACCCUAUUUCCAUAGAGUCACCCUCUUUAGGACAAAAAGAAAUGAUAUUAGUUGGAUAAAGGAUUCCUCAAAUACUAUUCUAACUGAAAGAGAUAGUAUUGGAACUUCUUUUAUAAAUUAUUUCAAAAACCUGUAUUCUUCUCAUCCUCAACAAUUUCAAGAUGAAAUCCUUAUUGAUCUCCCCAUAGAAUUUUCUGUUGAGGAUUAUUCUCUUCUAAAUUUGCCUCGUACUGUUGAGAAAAUCAAGAAUGUUGUUUUCCAAAUGGGGAUGGUUUUACAGAGGAGUAUUUAUGAUAAUAUUCUGCUAGCUAAUGAAGCUAUAUUUGUUGUCAAUCAUAAUGACAAAACUGAAGGCAUUGUUGCCAUUAAACUUGAUAUGUCAAAAACUUAUGAUAAAUUAGAAUGCCCUACUGGGUUUUUCCAACCUGAAAGAGGUCUGAGACAAGGGGAUCCUUUAUCCCCCUAUCUUUAUAUCAUCUGCUCUGAAGCUUUAUCUUCUUACAUUGACAGCCUUCAAAAGAAAGUAAUUUUAGAAGGUAUCAAAGUUUGUAAAGAUGCUCCAGAAAUGACACAUCUGUUGUUUGUUGAUGAUUCUCUUUUGUUUUCUAAAGCUAAUAUUCAAGACUUUCAAGUUAUCAAAGAUUAUCUUCAAAAGUACUGUCUGGCUUCUGGGCAAGAAAUAAAUUUUGAUAAAUCUGGUAUUUUAUUUAGUAGGAAAAUUCCUGAACACAUGAAAGCUCUUCUGGCUAACAUUCUAGAAAUUAAGAGCAGAGAUUUAGGAGAAAAAUAUCUUGGCACUCCAACUGUGUUCCAAGCCUCUAAAAUUCAAACCCACAUGGGUAUUCUCCAAGCUGUGGAUGCCAGAAUCUCUAUUUGGCUACAUAAGCUCCUGUCUCAAGCUGCUAUAACAACUUUGAUAAAACACAUUGGUCAAACUAUCCCCCUUUUUCAAAUGAGAGCUUUCUGCAUUCCUAAACACCUUUGUAAACAAAUGGAUUCCCAUCUUUGUAAAUUCUGGUGGGGAGAAACUUUAGAUCCUAAAGACAGGAAACUUCAUCUUUUAGGAUGA
This is a messenger RNA of Papaver somniferum (opium poppy), 1797 nucleotides long. RefSeq lists its product as uncharacterized. Lineage: Eukaryota; Viridiplantae; Streptophyta; Magnoliopsida; Ranunculales; Papaveraceae. The record is from RefSeq and is a predicted model, not a curated record. The transcript has 4 exons. Bases 1 to 1797 code for a protein of 598 amino acids.